UUUUUUCAAAAAGUACUUGCGAUUUAGGACAUAUUUUAAAAGUUUCAACAUAAAUUUAAUAGCACCAUCAUUAUUUAAUUCAUCAUUAUUAUGUAAAAAACAGAGGAACUAAGGCAGCUCUAUUCAGCCCUUGAAAAUGGAUGGUGGAGACAGGAUCUUAGUCGCUGCGGGCCUUACAGCUGCUGUUGUCGUUGGAGCUUUCGUAUUAUGGGGACCGGGAGGUGCUCCGAAGGUUCGGAAGCGUCGUGGACAGAUUGCAGGUCUACAGAACAUGGGCAGGACCUGUUUUCUGAAUACAUUGCUCCAGGCCCUUGCAGCGUGCCCCACCUUCAUUGAAUGGUUGAAGAGAUAUGCCAAAGCCAAUUCUCACAACAGUAUGAUUACGACUCUGUACACUGUUAUUGAAGUUGUAAAUGGAACUCACGAAUCAGCACGAGGCACUCCAGUCUGUCCACUUGGAGUACUGCAGUCUCUCAGGGCAGCUGGCUGGGUGGUGCCAGCUGACCAGCAGGAUGCACAUGAGUUGCUCCAUGUACUGCUUACUUGUAUAGAGGAAGAAACAGCAGCUAUGGCUAGAAAGCCAGGUUGUUUAUCGGACGCCCUAGGUUUGGGAGGAGGCCGUGCGUGGUCAGCUCUAGCUUCGCCUGCGUCACCACCGGCAGCCCCUGCCACUCCAUCACUAUUAACUCGUCCUGCAUCAGCAGCUCCCGGGGAUGAACCUGACUUAGCUGAUCCGGAGCCGAAUCCUGGUCCCCUGGUCCGCAAGGGUGUGUCCCGGUCGUUUUGUCAGCUGAGCUCCGUGGGGCGGCGCUGGGCGUGCCCCGCCCCCGCGCGCCCUGCCCCCUCGCCCCCCUUCCGCGGGACUCUCGCCUCCAGACUGCACUGUACGGUCUGCUCCACCAAGAGUCCGAUCCGUUACGACAAAUUCGACAGCGUCUCGUUGUCCCUGGACAGCGCCGGCGCCGGUCUCAGCGGGACCUACAGUCUGGCAGGUUUACUCCGAGCGUUCACUGCCCCGGAGAUGGUGAACGGCGUGGAGUGCGCGAAGUGCUCGGCCUCCUCCCCCGCCGCCCCCGCCCCCACCCCCGCACACACCAAGCACAUCCGGACGGUCAGCUUCGGCAAGUUGCCCCCUUGCCUGUGCAUGCAAGUGUCCCGCGUGCAGUGGGCUGGCGGACGGCUCAGCAAGCGCGCCGAGCACGUCGCCUUCCCAGAGACGCUCUCCAUGGCGCCCUACGCCACCCUGCAUCAGCCCAAGAACGAGCUCAUGUCCCUGGUGGGCGAAGGGCGCCUCCGCAGCGGCCUCAGCGUGUGGAACGCGCGCGGGGGCGGGGCGGGCGCGCGCGGGGGGGACGCCGCCCCCUACACGCUGGUGGCCGUGGUGGUGCACGUGGGGGGCGCGCGCUCCGGACACUUCGCCACCUACAGGAGGGGGAACGGGUUCGAAGCUAAACGGUGGUGGUACACGUCGGACACGCUGGUGCACGAGGUGUCCCUGCAGGAGGUGCUCCGUUGCUCGGCCUACAUGCUCUUCUAUGAGCGGGAGAGACAGGACACUCAGCACUUCUGAGCGUCGGCUGCCGCGCGACCUACAACUGUGGGUAGUCGGAAAAAUGCGAUGUCUUUUUGUUAGAUUAUCUCACUUUAAGAUCGAUUACAAAUUUAUUUGAAUUUAUGCUUUAACAAUACUAUUGUAACGUUUGCAUUUUUUUUAGAACGCACGCGGGUCGUAAAAAAAAAUUGGAUAUUACGGCCUGGCAACGAGACCUUUAAGCCAAUUAAGUGUGUCGAAACUUAUUUCAAAAGUCAAAUGUCUUCAAAAAUAAUUAUAUUUCAAAUUACCCUUUCUUGUGUUGUUCAGAAACGUCAACCGACACGAGCUGAUGUUUCUGUAAUGAGAAUAUGCCAUUCGCAUAUUCAUAAUCAUUAGAAAACAACCAAAAUGUCAGUGACUCUUGAAAUUAGGUUCAAAAUGAAGUAUGUAAUAAAAAUACUUAACAGUAUUAUAAUGAAUGUGGUUGUGACAAAGAAAGGAAUUAUAAAAUGAGAUUUUAACUCAAAUGCUUGUUUGACCCGUCGGCUUUAUGCUAAUCUUAAUCUAAAAAAUCGCAAGUUGAAAUUUCAAACUUCCACAAAUAGUGCGAGCGAGAGGCUAGUUGUGUGCUCACAACAGUAUGUAGGUAAUGCAACAAGGACAUCGUGUGUAAAGGAUGUAUGACUGACACAUUGUAUUUUUCUUAAAAGUAUAAGUACACAAUUUGCUGUAAACCUACGCGCACAUACUUAUAUGAACGUUGCGUGCGAUUUAUCUCUUCAAAAAUCGUAUGUUCGUUGUGGUAAUUAAGCGUGGACUGUAUUUAUUGUUUUGAGAUAUUUAUUGUACCUUUAUAUGACAAAUUAAUAUAAGAAAAAUAUAAAAUUUAAUCGUUUCUCUUGGCGGCUGGAUUUGAAAGAGAAUUGGUGUCAUGGCGGACGUCGCUCGCUGUCAUUUUUGCUUUCAGAAACUGAACAUAUUGAUUGAUACGAAUUAGUAGGUAGGAAACAAACCACCAUUGAAUGUAGGUUUGUGAUGUGAACCUACCUCAACGACCCUGAUCACCAAGAGCUAUCAGAAGUCCAGCUCUCCACGUGCGGGAGUCUCAGCAAUCAACUCUUUUUAUUGCUAUUCCUUCCGUUGUUAUUGUAUCGUCUUCGGAAGUCUCCGGCACUAUAUUGUAAAUACAUCACGACUUUAUUGUAUAAGAUGGCGUUUAAUUAAAAUUUCCUUGAAUAACUCAUGCAGAUUUCAGUAAAUAUAAAAUAAUACAUUUUUGUUUAAUAUAAUCGUUACUCUUUAUAUUUUGCAGUUAAUAAAUAAUGAUUAAACUAUAUUAAAUAAUUAUUGAUUCGUUUACCAAUUUAAGCAUGAAUACUGAAAGUUUUAGCGAGUUUAUUUCUGUACGCACCAAAACCAACAACGUAGAGCGAAGGAAAAGACGCACAGCGUGGGCUUUAUCAAGAAAGCAAAAGAAGCUUAAAACAAUGCAAUCUUUGACACAUAGCAUAUUUUACAAUAUUGACAUCUAUAAUAUAAUUUAUUUAUUGAUUCUUAAUUUAUUAAAACAUAAUAUUCCUACCCGAAUACAAUUUGUGUUGUUUAAUUAUACUCGUAUUUGUUAUGUGUACAGCGUGGCUAAAGUUUGUAAUGUUUGUGCCUAAAUGAGCUGUUCUGUUGUUUAAAAAAGUUUAUUACAAGCGGCCAUAUUUUAUUAGCAUGUUUAAGGUUUAUAAGUGUGCGGUAAAUUAUCCUAUUGUAAGCUGGAUUAAAUUAUUAAAAUUAUGUUUUAAAUAUUAAGAAUAAAUAAUUUGGUGGUAUAUUAUUAUAUAACCGGACCCAAACAACAAAAGAAAACAGCGGACUAUUUUAAUGGUAUAAAUUAGUUUGUUGAUUUUUUAAAGAUCUACAAUAAUUUAGUUUGAACUUUGUUGAAAAUCUGGUAGCCCUCUGGAUUGUAUAGUUCAGAAUGCAAUGCCUCUGAAAAAAUACAGACCUAUUAUAGUACAUAUACGUAUAAAAUUUUACCGGUCAUUUUAAAGUUUUAAAAUUUAAUUGCAUUUUUAUUUGAUGUAUAUUUAAUUUAGCGAUACUGGCUAAAUUUCUGGAUAUUUAUUAUCAUAAUUAGUUACAUAAUGUUAUAUUUUAUUGUUACACAGUUCAAUCUCUAGGUAACCCAAUAAAAUUUUAUUGAUUCGUCUGUGAAUAUUGAGGCUAUUUAAAAAUCCGCUAGUUUAAAUACCAAAGAUUUUUUAUAACGGCAUACCUAUGUAGUGAAAAUGUGUUUCAUUUUACAUAUCUCUUGUGACUGGUUGAAAAGAAAACGUAAAUUCCAAGAUAUGUGAAAAAAAUCGACCUUUUGACCAACAUUCGUGCCGUUCCUUCCGUCAAUCGAAUAAGAAUAAUUGUUAAAUUGUUCUUUGAUGUGUUGAUACAGGUUACCUGCAGAUUAAACACUGAUUUCGAGAUAAUUGUAGAGGAAAAUUAUUUCAGUAAUUUUCAGGGGAUUUUAGUUCGCUUUAUUAAGUUAUUACAUCCUUGUAAUUAUUAUUAUUAUUGUUAGAUAAUUAACUUUGUUUUUAAGUCACAUAAAACAUCACACCUCUUCGGGACUAUAAAGAAAAAAAAAAUCUUGGUUCCACAGGUUUUUCUUUUACUCUUUUAUCCUAAUAUGAUAGUGAAAUGUUAAUUCUUGAAUACGUAAUUUUCUUUUAUGCGUUGUAUGAUGUACUUCCAGUGCAACGAAUGUGGCAAAUGUAGAUAGGUAUGAGAGUGUAUUGUAUUAAAAAUAAAUGGUAUAGUAUAUUA
Molecule: messenger RNA, 4342 nt
Organism: Bombyx mandarina (wild silkworm)
Lineage: Eukaryota; Metazoa; Arthropoda; Insecta; Lepidoptera; Bombycidae
Gene: Usp30
Product: ubiquitin specific protease 30
Biological process (GO): protein deubiquitination
Cellular component (GO): cytosol; nucleus
Molecular function (GO): cysteine-type deubiquitinase activity
Source: RefSeq, a predicted model, not a curated record